Anopheles nili is the source of this 2191-nucleotide messenger RNA. RefSeq names its product larval serum protein 2-like. The transcript has a single exon. NCBI's taxonomy places the organism in Eukaryota, Metazoa, Arthropoda, Insecta, Diptera, Culicidae. Bases 1 to 2139 code for a protein of 712 amino acids. The record is from RefSeq and is a predicted model, not a curated record.
AUGAAGGAGAUCACCGUGGUAGCACUGCUCGGCCUGGCGGCACUCGCCGCAGGCAUGGUCAUGGCACCGGAGGAGAAGGUAACCUACGCCGACAAAGACUUUCUGGUGAAGCAGAAGCAAAUGCUCGAAGUGUUCCAGCACGUGCAUCAGCACGAGGUGCACAACGAGCUGUGGCAGGUUUCGAAGGAGUACGACAUCGAGCAGCACUACGACCAGUACGGUAAUGUGGAAGCCGUGAAGGAGUUUGUGGCGCUGUACAAGCACGGACUGCUGCCGUUCGACGAGAUCUUCAGCGUGUUUGAUGAUCACCACCGCGAGCAGGCUGUCGCGCUGUUCCACGUGUUUUACUACGCCAAGGAUUGGGACACGUUCUACAAGUCGGUUGUGUGGGCUCGCUUCCACGUGAACGAGGGCAUGUUCGUGUACGCCGUGACCGUGGCCGUACUGCACCGUAAGGAUCUGGCUGGACUCGAGCUGCCGGCACCGUACGAGAUCUACCCGUAUUACUUCUUCAACACUGAGGUCGUGCAGAAGGCGGCCCAGUACAAGAUGCAAGGAUUCAGUGGCGUGAAAAAGGUGGACGGCGUGUACAACGUCGUCAUCCCGACGAACUACACCGGCUGGUACGUGCACACGAACGUCGACCAGAAGGUGUCGUACUUCACGGAAGACAUCGGUCUAAACACGUACUACUACUACUUCCACGCGGACUAUCCCUUCUGGAUGGGCGGUCAGCAGUACGGGCUGUACAAGGACCGUCGAGGUGAGUUGUACCUGUUCAAACACCAGCAGCUGCUGGCUCGCUACUACCUCGAGCGGUUGUCGAACGAUCUUGGAACGAUCCCCGAAUUCUCGUGGUUCAAACCGAUCGAGACCGGAUACUACCCGAACAUGCACUACUAUAACGGUGUGAGCUUCCCGUCGCGUGACAACCACUACGAGGUGUACACGCCCGAACACUACCAGGACAUCGACGAAGUCAUCGAGUACGAACAUCGCAUCCGCGAGGCGAUCGAUCUGGGCUACAUCGUGUUACCGGAUGGACGCCACGUUGAUCUCACCAAACCCGACUCCGUGGAGUACCUCGGCAACCUCAUCCAGGCCAAUCCAGAUAGUGUGAAUGCGCGGUUCUACAAGUACGUCGGAUGGUUCGCACGCAUCCUUCUCGGUGGCUCGAUUGAGCACUUCGAAAAUCACAAGGUACUGCCGGGCGUGCUCGAGCACUACGAGACGUCGCUACGCGAUCCCAUGUUCUACCAGCUGUACAAGCGCAUCAUUCAGUGGUACUGGGAGUUCAAGGAUCACCUCAAACCGUACACCAAAGAAGAGCUGACCUACAGUGACAUCACGAUCGAAUCGGUCGAGGUGGACAAACUGGUAACGUACUUCGAUCGCUCGGACGCAGACAUCACGAACGCCGUCGACGUGGAGGUGUUCGAUGAGGCCACAAUGAAGGCCGGUGACAUGAAGAAAUUCGGCAAGAUCGCACACUACCAGGGUGAGGACUUCGUUAUCAAGGCACGCCAGUGGCGCCUAAACCACAUGCCGUUCACUGUACAGUACCACAUCAAUUCGGAGAAGGACGUUCAGGGUAUAGUGCGCAUGUACAUCGGUCCUAAGUACGACCAGUACGGUCACACGUACGGCGUGAACGAGAACCGCGAGAACUUCGUGCUGCUGGACACUUUCGAGUGGGAAUUUAAUGUCGGUCCAAACAUAAUCGUGCGCGAAUCGACGCAGUUCCCGUUGUACGUGCAGGAUCGUACACCCUACUUCGAGCUGUACAAGUGGGUUAUGGACGCGUACAACGGUGAGCGCCAGUUCCCGCUUGACAUGACCGAAGCGCACUGUGGCUUCCCGUCGCGGUUGAUGCUGCCCAAGGGCAAAAAGGGUGGUAUGCCGUUCCAGCUGUUCUUCAUCGUGUCACCUUAUCACGCUCCGGCUGUACCACAGCAUGAAGGAUACGACUACACGCUGAACUGUGGCGUUGGUUCCGGUGCCCGGUACAUCGACUCACUGCCGUUGGGAUAUCCGUUCGAUCGGCACAUCGACGAGAAGGUUUGGUUUACGCCGAACAUGUACUACCUCGACACGAUGAUCUUCCACAAGAAGGAGGCCGAUAUCAACACCGUCCAUUAGGGCGGCUUUUGCUUCUGUUGGUUUGCUUACAAAUACACAAAUAAAAUCGAUC